Lymnaea stagnalis (great pond snail) is the source of this 19427-nucleotide messenger RNA. The record is from the annotation of a GenBank genome assembly. NCBI's taxonomy places the organism in Eukaryota, Metazoa, Mollusca, Gastropoda, Lymnaeidae.
CAACAGGAAGUUAAUCUCACGAUGAAUGAGGAAGUGUAAAUUAGUUAAUGUCGAUUUUCUUAACACUUUAUAAGGUACUUUCUGUUUUGAAUUUUAAUGUUUAAAAAUUUAAAUUUGUGUUCAGACUGAGAGUGAAUAAUAUAAUAUUAAUCACAAAGUAAACUUUUUAAAAUUAUACUUCCAAUUAUUUUUAAAGUUUGUCAAAUUUUGAUCACAUAAAAGUUAAAGAUUCAAAAAAUGAAUUAUAAAUUAAUUAUUCAUAAUUUAUUGAUUCAUUCUGAUUAAUUUUUCUUUGAUUCAAACAUUCGUGUCACUCUUAGACUCACUUUUGACAAUCAUGACAAAUAAUCUAACCAUUCACUGAUGAUACUUAUACUAAAUACAUUUUGAAUCCUUUUCAAAUUGAUUUUGACUCUUCUCUUAAUAAACAAACUAGACUAGACUCUAGUUAGACUUUAGACUAGCCCACUAUAAUCAUUCUCAUUAAAUAGUCAUUAGAGAUACAUUUUUCAUAAGAUGUUACCUUACUUAAUUUCUUACAUUUCUAAUUUAAUAAUUGCAAGCUAUAUUUUUUUUUAAAGUAGGCCUAAAGUAAUUAUCAGAGGGAGUGAAUGAGAUUUCAGAGUGAUUUUGCACCAAUUUUUUUGAAGCAGCAUUUUGUGAGGAAUAUAGUUAUAUAAUAAAAUGCAUAGAAUAGUUAGUAUGAUACUUAUCAUUAAUAGGCCAUAGGCUUGUAGGCUAUUUGAAAAAAAAAUAAUUGGCAUUUUUAUUUUUGCCUUUACAUUUAACCUAGCCUCUUUACAUUUUCAAGUUUACUUUUAGUUUUCUAGAAUACUACUAUUGAAUGGAGUUUUGAGUCCUAUGCAUUUAGUUACAAAUACUAGUUAGAACCAUUUAUCUAGCUGCACUUGUUAGGCCUAAUCUAAUACUGUUGGUUAAUAUUUAAAUAGUUUUUCAAUGCCAAUAGUCCUAAUACUUACUCAGCCUACUGUCAGUAACUGUCCUCUAGUCUCUAGCCCAGCAUUAAAAAAAUGCCUGUCUGCGAGCCUUACAUUGCCUGUCCACACAUGAAUAUUUUUGGUCAAAUAAUAAAAUAUUAGUAAAUAUGUUACUGAUCCCGGGUGCAAUUUCGUAACUUGUCCAUCAGUCCAACAAACUAAAAAAAAUUUUGGGAACCACUGCUCUAGCCUAACAUAAAAAGUAUAUACUAAUUUAUAGGCCAGUAAGUAUAAGUUAUUAUAUUUAUAAUGUGAUAUUAAUUUUUAUCACAUUAUGUAGGGGCCAUUCAUAAAUAACAUGACACUAUUUUGGAAGAUUUUGGACCCCCUUCGGGUUAAAAAUUAAUCUCCCCCCCCAACCCCGAUGCAUCACAUCAUUUAUGGAUGGGCCCCAUUUUCAUUAUAAUUAUAGGCCCACAUGAAUUAUAGUUCAUAGGCCUAAAUCCUAUAAAAAGUAAUCAUAGCGACUUGAAAGUUAUUGAUAUUAAUUUGCUGUACCUAACAAUGCAGUAGCUGUGUGAUUGCUAAUUAUCCAGAAAAAAAUUUGCUGAUGAUUUCCAAUUUAUUUUACAGAUGUAGUGUCAUUGAUUUUUUAGGAACUAAAGACACUCGGAAACUAUCUAAAAACAGCUUAGAGAAUGGCUUAUCCAGAUCUAGCAUCCAUGGAUGGCCUUUUGACACUUCCCUGUUUGAAAGAUCAAAUGGAUGAGAACAACCAAGUAGAGAUUGACUUUCUGUUUCCGAAUGGGAUCAUUGUUCCCCAAGCUGUGAACUUCUAUUCACCACUAGACCAGAUUAAACAGGUGAAUAAGUACACCUGUAGUGAUUUAUGUAACUAUCUGACUAUUUUUUUUAUUGAUCAAGAUGUUUUAACGGUUUAGCUGAACACCAUAAACAUUAGAAUCUUUACCAACUACAUCAAGUUUUCCCAACCUGCCUGGUCCCACCCUCAUGUGGGGUGCCCUGUGGCAUUUCAGAUGAUGCAAGGUGCAUUUCAGGGGUAGCAAUGAGAGGGGAAUUAGUUUUUAAUUUAUGAUAUAAAUGUUUAUAAAUUUUCUUCAGCAAAAGAUUGUUUUCUAAGUUCAAAAGUUCUCUUUGUAAUUCAAUUUAAAAAAUGUCUUUUUCUUUUAAUUUUUAAGAUGGAAAUUUUUGUUUUUUAAAAGGGGGGGGUGGGGGGGAGAGACUCAAACAAUUUGUAGACAUUACAGAAUACAAUUAUUGAGAAACCCUGAUCUUUAUCCUUCAUCUAUGAACACUCUUUACAGAUUAUAUGGCGAGAAGUACACAAUUAUCCCUUGGCCAACAAUCUGAUGCAAGAAGAUGCUUACAGCUUUUUUUUCAUAAAUAAACUUGGAGAAAAGGUAACGUCAUCAAAAGGUUUUUAUUUAAUGUUCAAUAAUCCUUUUGUAAAAAAAUAUUUUAAAAAAUGAAAAACUUGAUUGAUAUUUCUACAGAAAGAGAAACAUAAGAUGUUUGAAAAAAAAAAUUUAAUGUAAAAAAAAUACAUCCUAAACCAGUUGUCAUUGGUUGAAACAUUAUUAUAUAAGGAUUGUUUCAUUUCAGUUCAUAACAAUACUUUAAUCUUUUUUAUUUAGCAUAAAAUUAUCUAAGCAUAAAAGGAACAUACUUUUCCAUAAACUGCUUGAGAACUAAUUAAAAUUGAUCCUGUCUCAAAUGAUUUUGGGAAAUUAAAAUUGAUUCUUUCCUGCAGGAGGAAGUGUUGGAUGAAAGUCAAAAUUUAGAGCAGCUGCAACCGUUCCUGGCAGUCUUCCAGCUGGUGAAGAAGAAGGGAGACACCAAAUCUAAAACCAUUGACAAAAAGAUUAAUAAUCUUAUUGGCAGAGGUAGUUUUUCAUAUAAUCAAUAUAUAAAUCCAUUACAAUUUCUAACUGUCAAGUUAAUUAAUUAAAAUGGGAUGUUGGUUUUGGUUAAUUAACCAGGCAAAGACAAAAUAUAUGUUUGUCACAAAACACAGAAACUAAUGACAACAUAUCAAUGAUCAACCACACCUUGAAGAGACUGGCUACUUUCAAAGAUCUAGGAGCUAAUAUGUCAAGAGGUGAAAGAAAAGAUAUCAACCGUUCUUAUUUCAGUCUUCAAAAGCUACUAGUUUUGAAAACCUCAAGGAGAAAAAAGAAGACACUAUACACCACUAACACAAGACCUGUAGUAAUUUUCACAAAUGAGACUAGGUCUCUUACCAGAAAAGCAGAGACCCUACUCAACACAGGGGAGAAAAAAAUCCUCAUGAAAAGACAAAGAUGGAUGGAGAAUCCAUACAAACCAAGAGAUGUAUCAACUAUACGGAUACCCACACUUAGUCGCAACAAUUAAAAAGGCAAAAUUAGCUAGACAAGACACUUUGAGAGGAUGCCAGAUUGUAGAGCAGCAAAAGCGAUCUACAGGCACGUGGUUCACCGGUCGACCAAGACCGAGAUGGAUCAAUGUUUAGGUGAUCCACACAUGGAGGCGGAAAGCCAUGGUUCUAUCCAAAUGGAAGGAUGUGUUGGAGCAGACCAGGGCCCUACAUGGGCUGUAGUACCACUGAUGAUGAUAAUGAUGAUUAAUUAAUCAUGUUUGAGUUAUACCAGGAGUAAAUAACUUAAGGCCCCUGCAACCUGUGACAGCAAUUUGUGGGGCCUACACACAAGCAUUGGAAUUUAUUUAUACAAAAUGACCAAUUUAAUACAUAAUUAGGGCAUGCAUAGAACAUGGAAGGAGAUUACCAAGCUUGUUUACAAUGUUAAAUCUGUAAAAGCUUGAGUUUAUGUUUACGACAUGAGUGCACUUUGUAGUUGGUGUAGCUCAAAUGUCCAUGGUGGCCCCCUGUUGAGAAAUGUUUGUAUCCAUCUGAGCUCGUACACUUGUAUAUGAAUGUAGCGCAAAAGAGGACAUAGAUAGCAUGCUGAAGGAAAUGAAUUUAAAUCCUACCGUGUGCUUUUUUAAAAAGUUAACUAAUAUGAGAUUAAUUGUUUAUCAGGGAUACACAAGCAAGAAUCUUUUCAGGCUGCUGAGAUAUUCGAUUUCAAGCAAAAGAUGUCCGACCUUUGCAGAGAAAUUGCAACUCAAAGAAGAGCACAGGUGACGAGUAAAACUUUUUUUGUUUUUUUUAAAAGAAGAAUAAUUGUGCACUGUAACAUUAUCAUAUGAACUCUGAGCUGAAUGCUGAGAAAAGAAUUUUGGCUAUACGGAUAGCUUGACUCAUUGUUUCUUCUUCUAUAUAUUAAGGGCCCACGAUCAAUGUAUUGAUCAUUCUGGCUCCUAUGUAUGUAGAGGGAUUUGCAAUGUUUCCCUGCCUGGUAUUGAAGAGGAUGUCUCACUGGUUGCAAGGUUUAAUAUAGGAUAUCGAAAUUGACACCAAUUCACAUAGGAUGAUGCUUUUAUUGUGUAUUGUUUUGUUAACCCAGGAUAAUACUCUUAUAAAAAGCGUGUGAACUCGAUGUCCAUUUGUAAGCCAAUUUCUUUUCUGAGCCUCGGUAAUAUUCAUUUACAAAUGAGAAAUUAUUUCAAUAAAAAAAUUGUUAAAGGAUUCUAAUUCUGAUCAAUCGCAGACACCAAUGGAGAAGUUUAUGUGGAGGUAUCCGCUGAGGCUGCGCAAUGCCGACACUGUACCAACUGAGCUACAAGCCACCAUAUCCAGGGGUCGGAUUGUUGUGGACAUAGGAUUUGGUGAUAAUGGGGUAAGAAUUUGACAGUAGUUUACAGCAGUAGAUGGUCACUGUAUCUUAGCAGAAGAUGGUCACUGUAUCUUAGCAGAAGAUGGUCACUGUAUCUUAGCAGAAGAUGGUCACUGUAUCGUAGAAGUAGACGGUCACUGUAUUUUAGCAUUAAAUGGUCACUGUAUCUUAGCCGUAGAUGGUCACAGUAUCAUAGUUGGUCACUGUAUCUUAACAGUAUAUGGUAUCAUCUUAGCAAUGUGUAUUUUUAACCCUUUUUUUUUGUCUGUGUGCAUAGAUCUGCUACAAACUCCAGGUGGACCACAUGAAAACACCUGAUGACGCAGUCAAGCAAGCGCUGCUGAAAAGAUGCAAUACCACUGGUGUGCCCUUUGAAAAUUCAGAGCUCUACAUCCUAAAGGUCAUAGGUCAGGAGGAGUAUCUGUAUGGGGAUUAUCCUCUGAUACAAUUCAAGGUUUGUGUUCUUGAUCGUUUCUCAACCUGCACUGCUUCAUGUUGAUGUUUUUCAGUGUCCAUGCACCCAUUAAUAAAUAAAAUUCAAUACCAAGGUAAGGGAGGUAACUCCAUUUCGACCAUAAGUCGAUGACUAUUAAAAUUCAUUAAAAAUCAAUCUUUCAUUCAGCAUAAAAAAAAUUACUGAUAAUUUUAGAGAAAAGGUGGAAUUUUAAUUAUAAUAAGUCAACAUUAGGAAAAGUUAGACUUAUAUUUCGUCAAUGUUAAUUGAGUGCAAUUGGUUAGACCAUUCAGACAUAUCAACUUUAAUGACUUUAUCUUCUGACCCUUCUGGGACAUCAUGAUUUUGAACUAUUCAAUAUCAUCACUUUUAUUUCCAUUAUCUACUUCAGCAACCAUUUCUGGAUAAAAUGUAUUGCUAUCGACAAUAAAAGCCAACUUACUUGCAGUUUGAGGGCAGACGCAUAAAUCUACUGUCAACAGAAUUUUUUUUUUUUUUAAAUCUAUUGAAGCCUAAAAUCAGGUGCACAACAAGACACCAAAAAAACAAGAGCUUUGUACUUUCUGUUUAUAAAUAGGAUCCUUGUGACUACUUAAUAAGAAGAAUUGCCAAUCAGGAAAACCAAAAUGUACCUGAAAGGGUCAACAAUGAGACUAUGAGAUUAGUCUGUUUUUAUGUAUGCAUAAACAGCUUAUAUAUUAUUUCUCCCCCACUGACUGAUAUGUUUUUGUCUGACAUCAACAGUAUGUGUAUCAGUGCCUGGUCAAAAAGACAGCGCCCCAGUUUUGGAUGAUACUAAAGUCUACAUUACCAGGUACACUUUAAAUUUUUUUCCCAUAAUGCUUGUGAGUACAUUUAGUUCUCGCGAAUUUCAUGACCGCCUUCAUCAACUUCUUGGACGCAUGCCAGAUGUGGCCCGCAGAGCAUUUUCAAUGGCACUCUGAACACCAAAAACAUUAAUAAUGCAUCUUAAAAGGCAGACUGAUUAGGUUGCUGGCACGCGAUAUCGAAGUAGAGAUCUUAAUUAGGCACAAUAUCACCAUAAUUUUUCCCAACCCUUGAAUUAGUUUAUAAUGCCCAGGAAAAUUUAAUGCAAUUUCUCUCUGCAGAGUCAACCCCUCCUGUGCCACGGAGACCCACUCUGGCUCAGAUCAACUCGCCGCUUAAAGAAGAUUCUGUUUUUCGCUGUGAGAACAAUGUCUCUGUGUGGACAAUCAAGUCAAACUAUAGAAUACAAAUAAAAGGCAUAUCAAAAGUUCAACUUACUGAUGGCUCAAAGGUGAGAUAGUGUUCUAUAUAGCCUCUUACUUAUUGAUGGCUCAAAGGUUAAAUACUGUUCUAUAUAGCCUAUUACUGAUGGCUCAAAGGUCAGGUAGUUGUAUAGGUAGCCACUUACUUACUGAUGGCUCAAAGGUCAUAUACUGUUCUAAAUAGCCUCUUACUUACUGAUGGCUCAAUGGUCAGAAAGUGUUUUAUCUACCCUCUAACUUACUGUUGGCUCAAAGGUGAGACAAGGCAGACCUGCACAUUUUUCAUCAUGGCCUUGGCCCAGAUGGCAUAUGCCCAAUCGGGUAUUGGAUAAGACACCCAACUUUAGGCUGUUGAUCACCCUUCUCUGGAUCCUCCCAAUUUUUUUUCUUCAUAAUUUGAUUCUGUAUAAAAUUAUACUGUAUGAUAUCAAUGUAUUUUUUUCAACCACAGAUCAAACUGUACGUGGGACUCUAUCACGGGGGAGAAUCGCUAUGCAAGGAGAAAGAGACUGAUGAGAUCAUCGUGACAGAAGGGAUGUGCAGUGUCAAGAUUGACAUUGUCUUUGAUAUCAAUGUUGAGGAUCUCCCGCACUGUGCCCGGCUGUGCUUUGCCCUGUAUACCUUGGGGAGCAGCAAUUCAAAGAGAAAGGUAACUUGCCUAACUGGAUUUUCUCAACACUGGCUGUUUAUUUGAAUAUUCUGAACCCAAAACAUUAACUCCAUUUGGUGCCAUUGAAUAGUCCUACUGUCACUGACGGUCUGGUGCCGUUGAAUAGCCUUACUGUCGCCAACAGAAAAAUAGUACUUUUAAAAAAAAAAAAAGAACAAUGAAAGUUAAAUCAUUUCCUAACUUCUAUGUCACAUCUUUAGGAUUUGGCGUCCUGGGUCAACAUUCCAAUCUACGACUUCAAGCAACGUUUACAAAGAGGUGACAGGGAGCUGCCAAUGUGGCCCCAGGACUUGUUACAACAACCGGAAGAACAUUGCUAUCCUCUAGGUAAGGGAAAUCCCUUAUUAAAAAAAAAAAAGGAAGUAUCCUAUAAGCGGUUGAUGAGCAAAUGCCAUUCAGCCUUAGGAUCUCAAAAAUUUAAACUCCAGCUGGUAAUUAUUUUAUCUGUCAUUAAAUAUUUUUAACACUUUUAAUGUAUCUAUAGAUUCCAAUAGAAACAUGGUCCCACAUUGGGCGUCAUGAGAUUUUUGUGAGAUUUAUUUCUUAAGGAAAGCUUGUUAUUUUUGUGAAAUAAGAUUAGUUUCGUGGGGCAUUCAAUGGCCUAUGAAACACCUGGAACUCAAGUGAAAUACUGACCAAAAAAAAGUUAAAAAUAUUCAACUCAAAUGUCAAGGCACUUCUUCUGUGUGGCUGUGAGACUUGGAGAGCAACAAAAACAAACCUUAAAAAACUACAGGCUUUUAUAAACAGAUGCUUGCGAAGGAUCCUCAAAAUAGGAUGGUUUGACAUUUGUAAAACUGUCCUUUGGGAGAGAACAUAAGUGUUCCCGUGGAAACAGAGAUAAAAAGGAGAAAAUGGAAAUGGAUAGGGCACACAUGAAGGAAACAAAACACUAACAUCACAAGACAGGCCCUGAGCUGGAAUUCUCAAGGUACCAAGAAAAGAGGAAGACCAAGAGCCACAUGGAAGAGGGGAGUAGAGACUGAGAUGAAGAGUAUGAAGAAAAGCUGGGCUAAGAUAGCCCAGGACAGGGAUAGAUGGAAAAUUAUUGUGGAUGGCCAAUGCUCCAUUGGGAGUGAGAACGGCUAAGAAGAUUAGUUUAAAAAUAUGUUAAAAAAAAUUGCAACCUCAUUAAAUUCUUAAGUCUCAUAAAGGUUUUGGUUUUGGCUCAAAACAGAAAAAUCACGUUCUAGUUCUGACAUUUGAAGAUCAUUCUAAUACUAUAUUUUUUUAAAAGCUAAUAAAAACAUACUUCAACCAUUGAAGGAUUUCUUCAAAAAUAGUUGGACUGAUCAUUUCGUUUAUGGAAAAGACGUCGACCACCAGAAAUUCAAUUGAAUAUGAGAAAUCCAUUUGGCGGUACUAUUGAAGGACUUCAGAAAACAGAAAAUUACAUAGAGGGAUGGCACAAACAAUUUUAACCAUCUCACAACAUUUAAUGAAUUGGCCAUCACUCAACUUAUUGAUGGGCGACAAGUAUUUAUUUGAUGAAUGAAAUAUGGCAACUCAACUGAUGGAAGAUUUAAAUUUUCAGAAGAUAUCUGGUUGAAAUUACCUUGAUUUGUAUUUUUUGUUGUUUGGCCCAUCAUUUCGAUGUAAUUGCAUUGAUCAUAAUUUUAAUAAAUGGUAUUGUUAUUGUUUGAAGAUUUCAAAGAUUUCAAAAUGAAUCUGCUCGGUUAUACAAAUAAGUGCUUAAUUUUGUUUAUUGUGACUAUGUUGAUAUUUUGCCUGUCAAUGAAGUGUUUUGUGGGCGGAGUGGCAUGUCGAAGAGUAUGUCGAUGACAUGGCUGUCGAUGAAUUGACCUGUUACCAUCUUUAAAAAUUCAAAAAUUCUGUGGAUGGGAUGGAGAAUAUAGCGGGCAUUAUGUUAAACGUCAUAGAACAGAUACAUUUCUUUACUUAUUUAAGGCAUUGAUAAAACCAAUUUUACAAAGCACUUUGAUGUUUUAAAAUGUAAAUUGAUGUCGUUGCUCUGCCAGGUGGUGUUGCUCUCAACUCCAUGUGCAUGGAUGCCACCUUCUUAAAGAUCCACUUCCCAGAUGUCGAGAACAUUGGUGGAGCUUAUCUCGUUUAUCCUCCUUAUGACAAGGUAUAUGUUUUAUUAUCACCAGUUUGUGUGUGUGGGGUGUGUAUGUGUGUAUUUGAUGUGUGGAUUGUGUGUGGUGUGGGGGUGAGGGGAUUUUAAAAAAAUAAUAAAAUGUUUCAUCUGAUGUUAAGUAUGGUUAAUUUUGCCUCACAAUUUCUAUACAUUAUGUUGUCAUUGCUGUUUCAUUUUUUUAUUGUUGUAAACAAAAAUAUUUCUCUUUAAAAUGAAAUAUUGUAUCAUUAUACUUAGGGGUGUGCCGGAGUCCGGAAUCCGGUUCCGUCGGAUUUACAUGUAUCCGGAACAACCGGAUUCCGGAAUAUACCGGAUUUCGGAAUUUGCCAGAUUUUGUGACUCACCGGAUCAUAAUCUGAAAUAAAAGUAAUUCUCUUUCCCGAAUUCCACACGAUCACGAUACAUUAAUCGAUUGUUUCGAGCGUUGAGCUUGUUUAAUGUUUAAUAUUCCGUACAUACCAGAGGCUAGAGUCAGCACCGCUAAUAGUGGCCAAUAGUGUAGGGACUUUGAUAAGAAAAUUUAAACUUUUUGUAAAAAUAAACCAAUGGCAUAGUUGAAAAGAUGUAAUUUUUUAAAGAAUUAUAACACCAAAAUCAUAUUUUUAGCUGUUGUAGUUUUAAAGUUAUGAAUUUUUAAAGUACGACUUGGUUUGUCAUUUUUUAACAUGGACUGCAUCUCCACAUUCUGUGAUCUCAUUCCACCAAUCCCGUCAUGCGCAAUGACUAUAUAGUUUAUAUAAGGCAACGCAUUCCCUGCCUUAUCACUAAAAUACUGUUUAGACUUAGUUUAAACUUUCAACUUUGGCACAUGAAUAAUUAAUUAAAGCUUUCCCUGACCAAUGGUUUAAUAGUUUUUGCACACGGCAAACUCUUAUGAAUGAAACUCUGAGGUAGUACUACGAUACAGUUAUGCAAGUGGCUGUGAAUGGUUGCCAAUGACAACGUGUUGCACACGGUAAAUUCUGAUCAUUUAUAAUAUGGAUUCUACCGGGUUGUUAAAGCUCAAAUUAAAACAUUCCAGUUUAAAUGUUUUAAAAUGCAUUCUGAAACACAAGUUAUCAAUUAUUUUGAUGUAAAUAGUGAUAAUAAAUUAAUAUUUCCUAAGUAUCGUCAACUUCCGCCAUUAAAAAGGGGGGCGUGGCCAACCCCAUGGCGAAAUUAGGUUGAGCGAGCUGCAUAACCUGCUGCGAACGCGUAGAAACAUGGCGUCUCUCGUAAGACACUUAUCCAAAUGGAACGGAACUCAAAUAUAUAUCGAAAGUACUAAUUUAAUAAUAAAUAGACACACACAUCGGAAAAUUAAAAACUCGGAUUUUUUGGCGCCGAUUGCGAAUUCCCAUACACAAAAAGUAGUAGUCCACCUUGACUUACCGAAGUAUCUACCAAUAGUACCAAAAUCCGGAAUCCGGGAGAAACCGGAAUCCGGAUUAUUCCGGAAUCCGGAUCCGGCGGAUUUCGCAUAAGAAAAUCCGGAUCCGGUUGGAAAAAACGGAUCCGGCACACCCCUAAUUAUACUACUGUAAAUAUUUUUUUUUUAUGUUUAGGUGUUGGAAUGUGCAUCAAAAAAUAUGGAACAGUACAGUGCACCUGGGUCUCCAGUAAGUCUUGUGCACUUGUUUGAUUGUACUAUUAAGUCUUAUCAUGGGCUAUUAUGUUUUUCUUACAUUCAAUCCUUAACCUUUUUUUUUUUUUACUUCAUAACAUACAUAUUCUGGUUGGGGCUUGAGCUUACGCGCUUAAAGUACAGUGGCAACCUGCCCCAUCAUUUUUCAAUUAAUAGUGUGGCCAGCAAUAACUUACCACUAUCUUAUAUUAAAUUUUAACAUUGGCCCUAAGCUUGAAUGUUUCUGCAAUCUUCAAGUUGGUUAUUAGCUCAUUCAUUCACCUCAAAAAAUAUACUCUUCAAAACAAUUUUUUUAAAGUCACAUCAUUGUUAGCCUAUGAUUUUUAAUUACUCUUUUACAAUCACCCCACAGGCUGGUCUGUACAAUGUUAUGGCUAACUUCUCAUAAACAUUUCUGCUGAUCUGUACAGUGUUGAGGCUAAUCGCCCGUUAAUGUUUCAGAGCAUGAAGGUGAGCAAGUCUCAUGUGGAGCAGCUGACCCAGGCGCUGUUCCAGUCCGACCCACUGUUUGAACAAGACAAAGAUCUCAUCUGGAUGUUACGCUACGAAGUAGAGGCCAGGUUCCCGAAUUGCCUGGCUAAGGUGCUGCAGUCUGUCAAAUGGAAUAAUCACAUUGAUGUUGCCAAGGUGGGCUUGUUUUUUUUCUCUUCCAUUUCAAAAUAUAAUGUUCCUCAUUUAAGAGUACAGCACCCUGCCUUUCCCCCAUCCAUGCAGAGCCUUGUAAAAACAGGUACAAUGGGAGUCAGAUUAAAAUUACUCUAGAUAAAUCUAACUUUAAAAUUCACUGGCCGCAAUCAAAAGGUUUUCACUUGUGUCAGUGCUGUGUGUAAAACAUCUUUCCCUAACUGUUUUAAAAAUACAUUUAUUGUAGAAUAUGCUUUACAUGUAAGCAAUGAUGCAUAAAAGCAUUCAUUUUUUUUAAAUCUUGAUGUCACACUUUCAACAUAUCCUUGCAACCACUGAAAGUCUAACCUUUUAACCUUUUUUUGUAUACCAACAAAUUAUUUCCUAUGAUGAUAUUAAGAACUUAGUGUACAAGAAACACAAUUCAACAGCAAACACUUCAUAGAAAUAAAAAUUCAAUCCUACAACAAAGGGGAUUUAUAAAGAAUUUAACAUUUCUUAUAAUUUUAAAAACAACUGUUUUAAUGUCCAGUAAGUCAUAUCCAUAUGGGAUAACAAAUCCACAUGUGACCCACAUGACUUUCUGAUAGCAUUGUGUGAAUGGCGACUUUUUGAGUUAACGCAGGUUUAAUAGGCUUAUUUUUCAGUAAUAGCUCUGCAAUAUAUGAUAACAUUUGGGGCCAGAAUGAAGUGAUUCGUCAUUUAACUCAUCUCUGGUUUAACAAAGACACAGCAGAAUUUUUACAGCAGAUAAGGCAGCCUUUUUUUAAAAAAAGAAUGUGUACAUCAAUCACUGAUGAUAUUUCCGUAUCAUGUAUUACUUGUCACUUUAUUAUAUUACAGUGUUUGCCACUAUUAAUCUUUUAGGAAAAGAGAAUAUUAAAAAAAAUGUAUGGUCUCUUUUAAAAACAUGUAUCAUCAUAUUGGAGGGGGUGUUAAGAGGUGGUAGGGGCUAUGAUCAUUUAUACUUAAAGUAUUGAUACUUAUAAACUGUGAAAUUCGAUGACCUGUCUGAAUUGUAGGUAUAAAAGCUUUACGACGUGGCUACACUGUUUUAUAAACAGAGAGAGGUGGUUAAGACCACAUAAAAAUGACUUCCAUUCUGCGUAGCCUGAUAAACCUUUUUGUCUUGGUUCCAAGAUGACAGCAUUGCUCCAAACAUGGCCGCACCUCACCGUGGACUAUGCCCUGGAGAUAUUAGACUUUGAGUACCCAGACCACAAUGUCAGAGAGUUUGCCGUCAGGUGUUUGGACAAUGACCUGGGGUAAGUUGGAUGGAUGUCAAUGAGCUUUUUGUGUUUGGCUAUAUCUUCUACAUUUACCCGACCCCCCGGCAUUACCAUCAAUUUCUGUUUACUAAUUCUGAAAGAGUUCAAGCAAGGGGAGGUCAAGGUUAAAGUCCCUGAUAUUAUAACCAUUGGAUUAGAGGCUCAUUGAAUCUUUGUUUAAUUUUAUUAUUUCAGAGAUGAUGAUGUGUCCCAAUACAUGCUUCAGCUGGUCCAAGCCCUCAAGUUUGAGACUCACUUGGUUUGUCCACUGGCUGAGUUUUUGUUAAGCAGAGCACUUAAGAACCAGCACCUGGGACACAAGCUCUUCUGGUUACUGAGGUAGGAUAGAUAGCCUGUUAGUGGAUCUUGUGUUGGGGGAAAUGGCAUUGAAUAGGGGGACAUUUUUUUUAUUCAGUGGCGUGUCACACCGAGUCCCAAGCCCAGUAAUUUCAUUGUCCCCUGUGUUCCUUCCUAGAUCUGAGAACCACAACCCAUCUGUCACAACACAGUACAGCUUGAUCUUACAGAUCUACCUGAAACACAACACGGAUCACUUGUUUGUCUUGAUGAAACAGCAGGAUGCACUCAAGAAGCUGUUUGCCCUCAACUCUCUCAUCAAAGAGGGAAAAUUUGGAGAUGAGGUAAGAGUGACUUCAUUAUCUGGUCAUUAGCCAAUUUGAUUAGUGUCAUCAUUGCCGAGGGCCACAUCCCGCAUUUUUUAGAGGCACAGCACAUCUGGAUAUCACCAGGUUUCUUAAAUCCGUCCGUCCCUAUUGACAGUUCUUGCAGAAUGUUUUUGAUGACUUUUGAUUUGACAUUAGUUUACCUCUGUCAAGUAAAAUAUUACCAAAUGAUUGGUUUUGUUCUAGUCGAUGUAGUUCUCCCUGUUACUGAGGUUUUCUUUAUCAAAUGUUGUUUGUCCUUCUCAUGCAAAGAUGUCCAAGUCAAUUUUUGACUUGAAUAGGAGCCUUUUGUUUAAAGUGAGGGAGGGCUGCUCAAUUUGUCAGCCUCACUCUCUCGUCCUUGCGUUUUCUAUCCUAUUGCAAGAUUGGUCAAGACGGCUGGGAAUAGACCAGGGUGCAGUAGAUAACCAGCAGUGGGUGUCUCACUGCUCUUUAUUCAUUCCACAUCCCAGGGGUUGUCGGAAUUUUCAUCAUGUCAAUGUCAUGCCACCUACAGGACUCCAACUUCUGGCUUGAUCUCAGAGUUUGCCUCUUCUCAUCUAGAUGAGUUGCCAUCCAGGGUUAAUGAAUCCCAUCACCUAGAGUGCAGGGGAUGUUUUUGCUUGUCUAGUGUUUGCCGGGGAUUGAACUCCAGUACGCUAGCUUGGAAUUGACUCAGUUUAGACCACUAUGUCACCCAGCACCCUCUUGAUCAACACCUUCCUCAUUUCAAGCUAUUUUCAUCCAAUUUCUGGAAAUCUCUACAUACCCUAAAGAAAUCUCUACAUACCUUAAAGAAAUCUCUAUAUACCCUAAAACAAUUUUCCUUUGACUUAUGAGUUUACUUUCGCAAUUUCCACAAACGUCAUCAAAAAAAAUAAUUGGAGAUCUGAAGAUUUCAGGAUUUUUGCCAGGAUUUUAGAACGUUUUCAGUAUUUCAGAAUGUAGCCAUUGCCUAAUUCAAAAUAAUACCAAAACCAAUUAUAUUAAAAAAAGAAUUUAAAAAAAUAGAAUAUGAUUUAAAAUUUUAAAAUAUUUGGUUCUCAGGUAAAUUGCAAAAUUUAUCUGCUAUUAAAUUCGGAGGGUAAAAUUGAAAUGAUUUUUAAUCUAUGGCUUACUCCAUGUGCCAAAGUAAUGAGAAAAUUCUAAUUGUUUAAUUUUUUUAUUAUGUAUAUUAAUGGGGCAGUUUAAUAUUCUUAUCCAUUUCCCUUAGGCUAAGUCUCUCAUGCAAGAUGUUCUCAAACAACAAGCCUACAAGAAAUUUUUGACUGACCUCUUUAGCCCUUUGUCACCUCUCUACAAAAUGCAGGACCUCAAGUAAGCACAAAGGAAAAUUUAAAAAUACAAGCCAAUCUUUGACACAGAAAUGUCUCGUUCAAUUUAGUGAUUCUCUACAGCUUUUCAAAAGUUGUUAAAAUCUUUAAAUUUUGACAAUGAAAUCAAAUUCUUUUUAAAAUUAUUAUUUGUAGCUUUAUUUUUAAACUUGAAAGAGAAAUGUUUUAAUUCCUGUUAGAAAUUACAAAUAUACAAAUGGAAGAAAACCUCUCUGGCAUGUCUGUGACUGCAUUUAUAACUGUUUGCACUCAGAGCUAAUGAAGUUAACUUUUUUUUUUUUUUUAAAUAAAUUUAUUUUGCAGGGUUGAGAAAUGCAAGUUUAUGAAUUCCAAAAAACGCCCCCUUUGGCUAGUUUGGUCCAACGCUGAUCACAUGGGACCCGACAUACAGAUUAUCUACAAAAAUGGAGAUGGUACUACUCAUUGUACACUUGAUUACUCUAGUGGUCCUUCCCUAGGAAAUGACCAUUUAAUAACAAAUAGGUGUUCUUCCCUUGGAUACUCAUUUCUCCAGGGUCCAUCCCUUGAAAACUAAUUAGUCCAGGGGUCUUUCCCUUGAAAACUAAUUACUCCACGGGUCCUUUUCUAAGAAUAUUGAAAUUGACUAUUUAAUAACAAAUGAACAUUAUAUUUAGAAAUUAAUUCUUUAUUUCUUCAAAGGAAUUUAAAAUUAAACUAAAAUUAGUAGGAUUUUGUUAAAAUUUCCUUCACAAAUACUGUACAGAUAUAACAACAAAAAAUUCCGCCAUAAAUACUAUACAGAAUUUAAUUAUUUUUUUUUUUUUUAAGUACAAUAUUUUUAUGUAUGACUUACUGUACACAAGGUUUAAAAUUUAAUUUUUUUUUGGUUGGUAGAUUUGCGUCAGGAUAUGCUGACAUUACAGAUUCUACAAGUCAUGGACAACAUUUGGCAAGCAGAAGGAUUGGACUUCAGGUAAAUCCGGGAGAUGUUUUUCUCCACUAUUAUUAUUUUUCUAAGUACCCGGUAUCUAUAAAAAUAAAAAAAUUUAUUAUUGCAAUUAUCUUUUAGUUUCAUUGUGAUAAAAUUAAACAAAACUUGAACUUAUUAGAGUUUUAAAUUCGUUUUUAAAGGAAUUAGUUUUCCCCCCUUUCACUCGCAAGGAUUGAAACAGACAUGCAAAUAAGAAUAUCAUUGUUGUUGGUCAUGCUUACCUUGCUGUGUCCCCAUUUGUUCACAGAAUGAACCCUUACAUGUGCAUGGCCACUGACCUUGAACAAGGCAUGAUAGAGGUGGUCACUCCAGCUGAGACCAUGGCCAACAUACAGAAGUGGUACAAGAAGACGGCGUUUGAUAAGAGGGCGUUGUUUGAGUGGCUCAAAGCCAAGCACCCUAAAGAGGAUAGGUUUGUAUUGUCAUUUGCUUUCGAAAUAAAACGCUCAACUGGUUAACUACCAUUAGCCCCUGGGAGCGGUCGGCUCUGUGUUUCUUUCGUUAUGGCCACGAGCCGCUGGUAUCGCCAAUGUUAGUAUCGUAAUAAAUCGAGUCAAAUAUUUAUAUCACUCCGUUCGAGAUUUUAAUUUACCGACCGGGUGUUUAUAUUUGAAACGCAUGCUUUUAGCAGAAUGUCUUAAAAGUUAAUUAGUUUUGAUUUAAUUUCCUAGCUAGUUACAAAAUUGUACAUAUUUACUGCGGCAACAAGUGACAGGGUUACUAAAGGCAUAUUCGUGAUUGGAAGUGUAAAUAUUUUUCAAUUUCUGUGUUCUUUGGUGCAUUUUUCUUAUUAUUGGAUAUACUAUUUAUACUAUUUAUAAACCACCAAAUAAAAGGCUUUAAAUGAUUAUGAAAUUUAAAAUAUAUACACAAGUUGGCACAUCAAUAAAUUUGUUAUAGUUUUUCUAUUGAAAAUACUAAUUUAACAAUUAAUAAUUUCCUAACAAAACUUAACUUUACAAAUGUUUUGAGUUUAUAUUAUAGAUAAUUCAAUCACAAACAAAAUGGUUUAUUAAUUAUCAGAAUAUGUUUAUAAUUAAGAAAACAGCAGCUGCACUUUGUACAUACACUUAAACUUAGAAAAUGUGACCUAGAUUUAAUUCGGCCACAGUGGGUUUUUCAAUCUGGUAGUUAAUCAGUUAAGUAAAAAUAUAGUGAAAAGAAGAUGGAUAACUAUAAAACUUCUGUAAAUCUCUUUUAGGUGUCACUUGUAUUUGUUAGAAGAUAUUGUCAAUAGAAAUCUUCUUAAUUGGCAUAAUCUUUUUAACUUUUGUAAAUUAUUUGAUUGUCAAAAAUAUGUUGAAAAUUUUUUUUUAAAUUUCUGUGAGAACAAGAGUUGAAAACAUCAUUUACCAGUGUGUUUUAACUUAGUCACUUAGUGUUAGUUGGAAAGUGUAAACAUUAUCUUUUAUAAUUUUGAUUCAGAUUUCUUCUUAAUCAGAGGGAGGGUUUAUUGCUAUAUUUGUAGUAAUCAUUAACUUUCCUUGCUUUGUGCUGUGUUAUAAACUAGUACGUAUUUUCCUCAGUCUGAAUGCUGCAGUGGAAGAGUUUCUGCUGUCUUGUGCAGGAUACUGUGUGGCCACGUAUGUCCUGGGGAUAGGUGACAGACACAAUGACAACAUCAUGAUGAAAACUUCAGGACAGGUGAGAGCAUCAGUCACAUGAUUUUUGUUCAUUUCAAAACAGGAAACUAUGUUGCUCUGGACAUAUAUUUUUUUCCCUCCUUCCAUGGGCGGGUUGGUUCUGUUGUUUGAAUCAUCAGAGAACAAUCUUUGAUCAAAUAUUUAUCAAUAAUGGGGCAAAAAAAAAAAUUAACUUUGUUACAAGAUAGUAGAUAGGUUCUUAAGAGGAGGAAAGAUCAUCUCUUAGCGUAUUUUUUUUGUUCCAGAUGUUCCAUAUUGACUUUGGACAUUUCUUGGGAAAUUUCAAAACAAAAUUCCAUGUGAAACGUGAAAGAGUUCCAUUUGUGCUGACCAGCCAUUUUGUAUACGUUAUAACCAAAGGCAACACAAACGCAGGAAACUUUCAAAGGUAAACACUUAUUAAAAAAUAAUUAAGGUUUUUUUUUGGUUUGUAAUUUUUAUAAUGCAUCGAAAAUUCAGUGGCUUUCAAACUCUCCCUUCUCUCACAUCCCAAAAAAAUGAUCAACACAAGGACAUUGUUUUCAAAGAUCAAUAUUAUAAGUUAGUAUAAUACACCACCCAUUAAAUAGCAGUGCACCUCAAAGCUUAAAUGUGGUAGCAACUCUGCCACCAUCCAUUUUGUAUGUGUAUAUGUUACUUUUUAAAAAAAAUGCAGUCCCAAUUAAAAAAAUCUAUAUCUUGGUAGAUUAAAUAAAUAACAUACUUUUCAAAUAACAAAAUUACACAUAAAACACAAAUUUCAGAUUCCAGACCAUGUGUGAGAAGGCCUUCCUGAUUCUCCGCCAGAAAUUCUCCCUGUUGAUGUCUCUAUUCAUGAUGAUGCUGUCCGGAGGAAUACCACAGCUCAACAGCCCCAAAGAUGUCAACUACCUCCGGGAAACCUUGGUCCCACAUAUGUCCGAAGCUGAUGCCCGAGCCCAUUUCCGGGGAAAAUUCACUGAAGCCUUGCUCGGAUCCUGGAAAACCAGCAUUAAUUUCUGGUUCCACAUGAAAGCCAAGUAGUGUAACCUCAGUAUAAUUCUUUAUGCAUGCACGGUUUGGGGAAGUAAUUACACUUUAUGCACAAAUGAAUUCUAAGCUGGUCUGGCUUAAGCAAUGUUGAUAGGAUAUUUUUGACUUGUAUCUUUUAUUCUAAAGUGCCUUGAAAGCCCCUUGUGUAAUUGUCGACACCACUGUAAAUAGUUAAAGAAAUAAUUUAAAAGAGUUCAAAUGUAUAUUUAUAUUAAAAAGAUACUUCUCGUAUAUAUAUAUAUAUAUAUUUAUUAGGGCAAAGUUCAUAUUAAACCUAACCAUGCUUAUUUUUGUUGAUGAAUUAGCCUUAUAACCCUUUUUGAUGUAAUGCCUUAUAAUUGCGUGUUGACAAGUUACAACUUUAAGCUGUAUCUUUGGUGAGCCUAUGUUUAAGAGGGACCACAAAAAUUAUAUUUUUUUAAUUCAUAUUAGUAUUUAAUCACAAACAAUAUUUAUCUAGGUAUGCAUGCCAUUAAUGCAAUGGCUGCAACGCUGUGUUCAAUAGUUGCGCAAAUAACAUUCCCAGAAUUUAGCACAAAUGGUAUUCUUGUAAAGUGUGUCACUUGAACUCAGGUUUUGUAAAGUAACUUUAGUAAGUGGGAAGUUCGCAAUGCCUGCCAUUGUUCAGCAGGUUAUUUCUAGUGUCUACAAAAUUUGUUAUAAAAAUAAAUUUAAAAAAAAAAAUGUAAUUCAAAUCCUUACAAUCACUUGUUGCAUUUAGUAAUGGUCUAACACUGGUCAUUUCUUUUUGUGCAUAAAUGUACCUUCGGGUGUAAGUAAUGAUUAAGGAAUGAAGAAGUCUUGUUCAGCAUCCCUAUUUAAAGUCUCAUUUUGUUCAAAUGUCAAGUGUUGUCUCUUCCAAAUUUAUACACUACUACUGCAUUAUACAAUACAAACUCUCCAUCGACCAGCAUUGGGUCUUUUUUUCCACAAAUAUUGAAACUCCAAUUCACGACUCUCUUUAUCAGAACAAAUAAUCUGCAAGGACAAAGUUCUAUUUGUUUUGUAAAAAGCCUUUUACUAUUAUUAUUAUUAACACACUUUGUAACAUUUUAUGAAUUUCAUUGUUAAAAAUUGGUCACAUUUAUUUUUGUUGUUAAACAAAUGUUCUUUGGAUAUGUAACUUGAUCAUUAUAUUUUUAUUUAAACAACUUUUCUGUGC